AUGGAAGAAGAGGAAAACAUGUCGCCACCGUUUUGGCUCCAAGCCUCCAAUUCUUUCCGGCAGUCCAACCAUCGCAGCAGCCGCCUCGGCCGCUCUGCCUCCUCCGUUUUUUUCAGCUCCGGUGCCUUCGUUUUCGCCUUGAUCGUCAUAGCUCUGGUAUUCAUUUUCUUCGUAAUCCCAUCACUCUUGUCCUUCACUUCUCAAAUUUUUAGACCCCAUUUGGUAAAAAAAAGUUGGGAUUCUCUCAACCUCGUCCUCGUACUCUUCGCAAUUGUUUGCGGAUUUCUCAGCAGAAACAGUGGCAACGACAACAAUGUUAGCAGUCCCAUGUCGUACGAUGUUUCUUCUCCGCAGAAAUUUGAGAAGUCAAACCCAUCAACCCCACGUCAGUGGUACGAUCAGUAUUCAGAUCGGAGUCGGACGGUCGAUAAUCAGAGCAGUGGUGCUACUAGCACGAUGGACAGAGGAGUGAGGACCAGCAGCUCGUACCCGGAUCUGCGUCAACAGGAACCUUCAUGGAAUGUGGUUAGGGACGAACGGUGGCGAUCCCACGACGAUACCCAUGUGGCCGGUUAUCGGAUUCCGGAUUCGGAUCCGCAGCAUCAGCUCCACCGCCGUCACCGGUCGUGGCAUGAAGAACCGGCAGAGGUUGUAGCACAAGAAGAACCGGCAGAGGUUCUAGCACAGGAAGAACCGGCAGAGGUUCUAGCACAGGAAGAACCGGCAGAGGUUCAAGCACGAGUAGGAUGUGUACUACGGACCAAGAAUAUACCAGUAAACACUUUUGUGAUCCCUGCGGAGCAAGUUAGUUCUUCACACGCACAGAUUCAGGUUAUUCAACCCGAUCCUCUUAGUUCUUCACACGCACAGAUUCAGGUUAUUCAAUCCGAUCCUCUUAGUUCUUCACACGCACAGAUUCAGGUUAUUCAAUCCUAUUCUCCGCCACCAUCGCCGCCGAGGACAAAAUCUCCGCCACCUCCGCCGCCGCCGCGCAAGACAAAGAGGACGUACCAAGCUAUUGGAGAAAAAGAAAACUCGAAUGCUAGCGACAAUUUGGAAGUGGAGAAUAAUUUGCCCCCACCGCCUCUCCAAGCCCCGCCUUCUCCGCUGUUAGCUCCGCCAUCAUCGCCACCGCAGAUGUCGAAGGAGGUUGAGAACAAGAAAACGCCAGCUGGGAAACAUGCGAAGAAGAAGGGAGUUGCUACCACUAAAGAGUUCUUGAUCACGUCAUUAAGGAGGAGUAGGAAGAAGCAGAGACAAAAGAGUGUCGAAAAUUUCGAGACUCUCCUCGCUUCUGCCUCUUCGGCUCCUUCGUCUUUACUUCCGCCGCCCUCACCGCCGCCUCCUCCCCCACCGCUACCACCACCUUCGGUUUUUCACAACUUGUUUUCUUCAAAGAAAUCCAACAAACCCAAGAAAACUAUUCACCCAAUUCCACAACCGCCGUCGCCACCACCGCUGCCACGGAUCAAUUCCACAGGGAGAUUAUCCCAAAUCAGGCCCACGAUGACAACCCAAAAGCCGCUCCCUCCAGUUAAGGUGACCAGUUUCAUCAACAGAGAUGAUGAGAAUGCGAACAGUGGCGGGGAGUCGCCAUCGGUUGGAAUACCGCCGCCGCCGCCGCCGCCGCUACCGCCAUUUAGUAUACCGGUUAUGAAAUACGCAGAGCAUGGGGACUUUGUGAGGAUCAAAAGCAACGACAGUUCACGCAGCGGCUCACCUGAUUUGGACGACAGUGAUCAGGAUUCAGUUCCAUCACCGACCAUGGAAGCUGGUAGUAAAACUCCAUCGGAGAGCGGAGAGUCGCCGACAAAAGCUAUGUUCUGUCCGAGCCCGGAUGUGAACACCAAAGCUGACACCUUCAUUGCAAGGUUCAGAGCUGGUUUGAAGUUGGAGAAGAUGAACUCUGUAAGGGGAAGGUCCAAUCUAGGCCCACAUUCAAGUGAGGAAGAUGUCACGGAUAUCUAA
Molecule: messenger RNA, 1968 nt
Organism: Malus domestica (apple)
Lineage: Eukaryota; Viridiplantae; Streptophyta; Magnoliopsida; Rosales; Rosaceae
Product: pollen-specific leucine-rich repeat extensin-like protein 1
Source: RefSeq, a predicted model, not a curated record